This is a messenger RNA of Seminavis robusta, 4350 nucleotides long. NCBI's taxonomy places the organism in Eukaryota, Bacillariophyta, Bacillariophyceae, Naviculales, Naviculaceae. The record is from the annotation of a GenBank genome assembly.
AUCCACAAAGGCAGCACACAUACCGUACGAAAGAAGACGACGACAGUGCGGCGAUACACAACAAAUCCAAGAGGCGCCGUAUGUAUGUCUAUCGACACCAAUAAGAGUGACAGUCAUGCCCCCUUCUACCACCACGACUACUGCUUCACAGCGCACUGCUACUGUCUUGAUGAACCAACGCCAAGCAACAGCCGCCAUCAGUUUGAUCUCCAUUCCCUUGAUAUCCCUCUUUACUGCUGGAUGUUUUUUAUUUGUUGUUCCCGUUGCAUUCCUGGAAAGGUUGCUGUCGUGCAGCAGCAAUGACAAAGAGGAAGAAACCGAACGAUUUCUCUUCCAAGAAUCGACAUCGUCCAUUCUGGAUGUCAGAAUGGCACGGUUGGUGGGAUCGGUCCUCUUGGGCCAAGUGUUAUCCUGUCUGGUUCUCAUAUACCCACUGGGGAUCCUGCUCCACAGCAGUUUCACGAACCAACCAGAAGCCAUAACCACCACAAGACAAAUUCUAGUCGCUCAAAAUUCCCAGCAUGCUGCCAUUUUGGACAAGUUUCGAUCCGCAUUGGCAUCAUUAUGUAUCCUGGGCCUCUUGAUGGUCGUUGGAGGACUCGUCGAUGAUAGGACUGCUUCGGAUUCCACAACAGACCACCAUGAUGAUCAGUCAUGCACCACCACGCAAGCAUCCAUUGUCAUUGCCACUGGGGCCAUCACGCUCAUAUCCACUUUGAUUGCCAUGAUGAUAUCCUUUUGGCAGCCGGAACAACCACGUGAAGAGCCACUUCUAGUAGAAUCCAGCGACAAUGACCCUGCAAGAGUGCCUCUCUUGGCAUCCGAGCAACACGAGGAGGAGGAACACAAUAAUGACAAUACGCUUCAAGACACUGAAACGCAACAAGAAGAACAGCCGACUUCUCGGAUUCGGGGGACCAUGAGACUCUUGAAAUUGGCACAACCACAAGUCUUUUAUCUCUACGUGGGUUGUGCUGUGCUGCUAGUCCGUCUACCGUUUUCAUUGUCGAUUCCACAUUUCGUGAGUACCACAUUGGCUGCAGUCUCAAGAGCUGACUUUGAAGGAGCUCGAAAAGAAAUUCUGUUACUGUUCAUACUGGGGACCAUUGACGCCGCAUUGGACUUUUGGUGUGUCUUCCUCUUUGGAUACGCCAAUCAGAGAAUCGUACGGGGUGUUCGAAUUGACACAUUCUGUUCCAUACUCAAACAAGAAGUGGCUUUCUUUGACAAGACCACUUCGGGAGAGUUGGCAUCAAGGCUCAAUUCAGAUUGCGGAGAAAUGGCGGGAGACUUGACCUGGUUCUUCCGCUUUAGUAUCGAGUCCGUCGUUCGAAUCUCAGGAAUUGUGUCAUACAUGCUCAUACGGUGUCCUAUUCUGGGAGGCUUUGCCCUUACCAUCAUUCCAGCAGUGGCACUCGUCAAUAAAGUAUAUGGCAAUUGGCUCAACAAGAAUGCAAGAGAGGUUCAGGAUGCUUUGGCAGCUGCCAAUCAUGUGGCACAGGAAACAUUCUCCUGUAUUCGAACCGUCAUCUCAUUUGCAUCAGAGCAGCAAGAGUAUCACAAGUACAAGGAGAGAAUUGAUCAUCAGUACAGGCUCAAUGUUCGACAGCUAUAUAUCAGUGGUGUGUACUACAUGGCAGUCAGUACCUUCCUCAUCAACACGGUUGUACAAGCCACGCUGUUGCUGAUAGGAACGGCUCUCAUUCAACAUGGAAAAUUGACUGGAGAGAUUCUUUUGGCCUUUAUGUUAUAUCAGGGACAGCUGCAGAGCGAAACAAUGAACUUGUUUCAAUCCUACACCUCACUAGUCAAGAGCUCCGGAGCAGGAGACAAGGUUUUUGCAUUGCUGGAUCGCCGGCCAGCUGCACCAGGAACUGGUAGCACCACCGUUUUGGCUUCAGAGAUUGAAGAAGCUUCGUCAACUGAUCAGACAAGCAACAACCAAACGGAAGGUGACAACACUAUUCAAGCUGAAGGCGACAAUUCACACGCUCCAUGCAGCGUUGAAAUCAGCAACGUGGGGUUCUCGUACCCAACUCGACCAGACAAUGUGGUGUUGAAAGAUUUCAGUCUCAAAGUGCCACAGGGAAAGACCGUUGCACUUGUUGGGUCGUCAGGCUGUGGCAAGAGUACGGUGGUGGGGCUCCUACAACGGUACUAUGAUGCUGCAGUUGGGUCCAUUCAAAUCGAUGGGGAUGAUUUGCGAAAUUUGGAUGUCAAACAACACCGUCGGCGCAUUGGCAUUGUAACACAGGACCCGAUUCUUUUCAAAGGCACCAUUUUAUCCAAUCUCCUUUAUGGCUGCCCCUCAGCGACACGAGAAGACGCAAUAGCAGCAGCACGAAUGGCGAACGCGCUUGACUUUAUCAAUUCUUUCCCGGAUGGCUUGGAAACCGAUGUUGGCGAGCGAGGAAUACAACUAAGUGGAGGCCAGAAACAGAGAGUGGCAAUAGCCCGAGCCAUAAUCAAAAAGCCCUCUCUGCUUUUGUUAGACGAAGCAACUUCUGCCUUGGAUGCUGAAUCUGAACAAGCAGUGCAGGAAGCAUUGGACAAGCUUUUGAAGACCAAUCGAGACAUGACCACCCUGGUGAUUGCGCAUCGUCUCAGAACUGUCCGAAAUGCAGAUACAAUCGCUUUUAUAGAGAACGGUAGAGUGGCGGAGAGUGGGACCCACGAAGAACUAAUUCAGAUUGGUUCAGGGCACUAUCGAAAGAUGGUGGAGAGAGCAGGCAAUGAUGGUCACUUGCCAGAUCAUGUUGAAUAGCAACCCAGCGCAACUCGAUGUUGAGAUAGACCAGUGGCAUGUACGUUGCAUUCCACAACAAACAUCUAUUUUAGAGACAUAACUUAAAAAGGGCAAGCUAGCAGUAGCAUUGCAUGCUCUGGUGCAACUGCAGCUUCACUUUUUGUACAUGUAGGUGUUGAGACCUGUGGUGGUGUCGAGAUUGAGGAUUGUAUCAGUCAACCUCUGUGGACCUGGACCGCUGCUGGUGUAGUACAUCAUCUUGACUUCACCUGACUUGGGUUCUCUUCCAGUUUUUGCAGUAGCUUCCAAAAGGCCAUCAUCCAAGUCGAAUGCCUUGAUCUUCAUUCCAAAGUCAGGAUUAUUCACGUAAUUUUCACCAAACUCUGGGUAGUAGUGCAGCAUAAGAGCUCCAACUUCCACAGCAUACUCAUCCAGGGUGAAGAGAACAGCAUUGGGACCAGCAUCAAAGGUGUAGGCAGCCCUGAUUUUCCCUGCCCACUUGUUGUAGGCAUGAAUGAUGCGGAUGAUGCUAUUGGAGAUAUCAUUCAUGUAAAAAAUUGGAGGGUACGUAUCCAUGCAGGUGGCAUGAAACUGAUUGGAAUCAGCCAUGGUGAGCUGUCCAAAAGUUUCAAAAUCCUUGGCCAAAAAUGCCUUCUCAAUGGUUUCCAUGCGCUUGCUCACAACAGUCUCAGCCCUGUGUUUCAACAACAAGGAAGUUUCCACACUUGUGCUCAUACCGGCUGUGGAAGAGGUAUCUUUCUUGGCAUCGGAAACAACCAUGAUGACAGCUCUAAUUUCAGGCCAAUGCUUUUCAUUGGCCACUUGUUCCGCAAGACUGUCAGACCAAUCUGCCUUCUCGCCCCCCUUCCUCCAUGCCACAAAUCCUCCAUCAAGAGAACGACAAGCUGAUCCACUUCCUUGGCGAGCAAUAGUUGUCAACUGUCCAGGAAAUUCCUCUUUUGCUCCAAACAAAAGAGUCAGAGCAGCCACCAAUGCAGCAUAUCCAGCUGCACUACUGGCCAAUCCAGCAGCUGUAGGGAAAGUGUUGUAACUGGAAACAUGAAUCUUCAUCCUGCUCCAGCCUUCCUUGGUCACUAGAACUUUGCCAUCAGCAUCCUUUUUUGCGGUAGCCAAAGCUCGCACUCCAUCAAUACAAGCCCGAAAUCGCUUGUUGGCGGCGGCUCCUUCCUCUUCUUCACCAUUCAACCACAAACGAUCUUUUUCAAAGGAGGAGGAUGCAGCCACAGUAGUGACAGCCUUGAGAUCAUCCUGGUUCAAAGUAACACUAACAGAAUCAUUGAUAGGGGUAUUCCACUUGGCAUCAGCUUUGCCCCAGUACUUGAUGGUGGCAAUGUUUGUGGGAGCAGAAGAAGUUUCCAUGUACAUUGGAGCACCACUGGAGUGCACAAAUGUUUGCUGUGGCGACAUGGUGGUCCUUUCUUAUUUUGAUAUUUUAUGAACACACCUUUAUACCGUUGCCAGCCAGCACGACCUUUUCCUGGGUUUGUUUGUGAACUUAUUUGGCCCGUGUUGGCUGCGGAAUGCUUUAUUGUUGCGUCUGAUGCUGGAAAGGUAUCUUCCAACCCAGGAACACGUACCGUACC